Tricharina praecox is the source of this 2514-nucleotide messenger RNA. Its product is annotated as putative urease. Gene Ontology annotation, biological process: urea catabolic process. The coding region runs from base 1 to 2514 and encodes 837 amino acids. Gene Ontology annotation, molecular function: urease activity; nickel cation binding. The record is from RefSeq and is a predicted model, not a curated record. Gene Ontology annotation, cellular component: urease complex. Lineage: Eukaryota; Fungi; Ascomycota; Pezizomycetes; Pezizales; Pyronemataceae. The transcript has 4 exons.
AUGCAUUUAGUACCCCGAGAGUUAGACAAGCUCGUGAUAUCUCAAGUCGGAUCCCUUGCCCAAAAGCGACUUGCGCGGGGCUUAAAGCUGAACAAGACUGAAGCCACAGCCCUGAUAGCCAAUAACCUUCAAGAGCUAAUCCGCGAUGGCAACCACUCCGUCGCCGCCCUCCAGGCCUACGGAAAGACCAUGCUCGGGCGUCGCCACGUCCUCCCUUCCGUCACCACGUUGCUCACCGAGAUCCAAGUCGAGGGCACCUUCCCAGACGGGACGUAUCUAGUGACCAUCCACGAUCCGAUCAGCAGUGACGACGGCAACUUGGAGGCGGCGUUAUACGGCUCCUUCCUACCGGUGCCAUCAGACGACAACUUCCCGCUGCCCGAGGCGGACGUAUACGAGUCCUCUCGGCAGCCCGGUGCAGUAGUGGUGGCCGAGGAGAAGGGCAAGAUCACGCUCAACGCCGGCAGGAAACUGUGCCAGCUGCGGGUAACGAACAAGGGCGACAGGCCCGUGCAGAUCGGCAGCCACUACCACUUCAUCGAGACCAAUCCGCUGCUCGAGUUCGAUCGCAUCCAGGCGUAUGGUUACCGCCUCAACAUUCCGGCGGGGACGGCGGUGCGCUUCGAGCCCGGUGAUUCGAAGACGGUGACGCUGGUGGAGAUUGGCGGGAGAAAGAUUGUCGCUGGCGGUAAUAGUCUGGCAAGCGGAGUCGUGGACCUGAACCGGGCCGAAGAGAUUGUGGCGAGAUUGCGUCAGGGUGGCUUUGCCCAUGUCGAGGCUCCGGUGAUCCCCAUGGAGCAGGUGAUGGCUGCCACGAUGGCACGGUCAGCGUAUGCGACUAUGUUUGGACCCACCACUGGGGACAUCGUCAGAUUGGGUGAUACGGAGCUAUGGAUCAAAAUCGAGGAGGAUUAUACCAUCUAUGGUGAUGAGUGCAAAUUUGGUGGUGGUAAGACGCUGCGCGAGGGAAUGGGCCAGGCGAGUGGACGAAGUGAUGCGGAAUGUCUUGAUCUUGUCAUCACGAAUGCGGUGGUCGUCGACUAUACCGGCAUCUAUAAGGCGGAUAUCGGUGUGAAGCAUGGUCACAUCGUGGGUAUUGGGAAGGCGGGAAAUCCCGACAUCAUGGACGGAGUUACGCAAGGCAUGGUUGUGGGCAGCAACACGGACGUGAUUGCGGGCGAGGGAAAGAUUAUAACCUAUGGAGCGAUGGAUUCACAUGUCCAUUUCAUCUGCCCCCAACAAGCAGUGGAGACUCUAUCUUCCGGUGUCACAACGGUUCUGGGCGGAGGAACUGGUCCCAGCACCGGUACCAACGCGACGACAUGCACGCCUUCCGCCACCUACAUUCGGGGGAUGAUGCAAGCCACCGAUUCCAUCCCUCUCAACGUCGGUAUCACCGGCAAAGGCAACGACUCGGGAAAGAUCGGUCUGCAAGAGCAGUGCAGGGCCGGCGUUGUAGGGCUCAAGCUUCACGAGGACUGGGGCACCACGCCUGCAGCAAUCGACACAUGUCUCAGCGUCUGUGACGAAUUUGACGUCCAAUGCCUCAUCCACACGGAUACCCUCAACGAGUCCGGGUUUGUCGAGCAGACCAUCGGCGCGUUCAAGGGCCGCACGAUCCAUACGUACCACACUGAGGGAGCCGGCGGAGGCCACGCCCCAGACAUCAUCUCCGUGGUUGAACACCUCAAUGUUCUCCCGUCCUCGACGAACCCAACCCGGCCGUUCACGAUGAAUACUCUGGACGAGCACCUCGAUAUGCUGAUGGUCUGCCACCACCUGAGCAAAAACAUCCCCGAGGACGUCGCGUUUGCCGAGUCGCGCAUCCGCGCGGAAACGAUAGCGGCAGAGGACGUCCUGCACGAUAUGGGUGCGAUCAGUAUGAUGUCGUCCGACUCGCAAGCCAUGGGCCGCUGUGGCGAGGUGAUUCUGCGCACCUGGAAGACCGCAUCGAAGAACAAGCAGCAGCGCGGUUCUUUGCCAGAGGACGAGGGGACCGGCGCGGACAACUUCCGUGUGCAACGGUACAUCGCGAAAUACACCGUCAACCCGGCCAUCGCACACGGCAUGAGCCACAUCAUUGGCUCGAUCGAGCUAGGGAAGCUGGCGGAUCUCGUUGUGUGGACGCCGGCCAACUUCGGCGCGAAGCCGGACUUGGUGCUCAAGAGUGGCUUCGUGGCUUAUGCGCAGAUGGGAGAUCCGAAUGCUAGCAUCCCCAGCGUCCAGCCAAUCAUCGGCAGGGAGAUGUUUGCAGCGAGAUGUUCGCCGGCGAGCGUGAUUUUUGUCAGCGAGUACUCGCUGGCCCACGGAGUGGUGCAGAACUAUGGCCUGUUGAAGAGACUCGAGGCGGUCAAGGGCUGUAGGAACUUGGGCAAGACGGACAUGAAGCUGAAUGAUGCCAUGCCCAGGAUGAAGGUGGACCCGGAGAGUUAUGUGGUCGAGGCGGAUGGGGUGGUGUGCACGGCUGAGCCGAGUGACGUCUUACCCCUUACCCAGGGAUACUUUUUGUUUUGA